Molecule: messenger RNA, 1301 nt
Organism: Gasterosteus aculeatus aculeatus (three-spined stickleback)
Lineage: Eukaryota; Metazoa; Chordata; Actinopteri; Perciformes; Gasterosteidae
Source: RefSeq, a predicted model, not a curated record
GAUGCCUUCUACUGCAGAUCAACUACCUGAUCCAGACCCAACUCUCGUCCAGCAUGUCUUUCAGCAGCAAAUUGUACGGCCAGAGCACCAUGAGUGUGUACGGAGGGGCAGGCGGCCGUGGCACACGCAUCUCCUCGUCCCAGCAGAACUACGGACAGUCUUCCGGAGGCUUCCACCUGGCUGACGGCCUGGACCUCCACGUCGGGGCGAACGAGAAGGCCACCAUGCAGAACCUGAACGACCGCCUGGCCACCUACCUGGACAAGGUGCGCACCCUGGAGAAGGAGAACGACCGACUCGAGAAGCAAAUCAGAGAUUGGUACCAGAGCAAAACGGUCGUCAGCCACGACUACACCAGCUACUUCGCCAUCAUCAAAGACCUGAAGGAAAAGAUUUGUGUUGCCUCUAGGCUUAAUGCCAAGACAAUCCUGGACAUUGACAAUGCAAAACUGGCUGCCGACGAUUUCAAAAUGAAGUAUGAAAACGAGUUGGCCAUGAGGUUGGCUGUGGAGGCGGACAUCGCUGGACUGAAAAGAGUCCUGGAUGAGAUGAACUAUGCCAGAAUGGACCUUGAGAGCCAGUGUGAAGCCCUAAAUGAAGACCUCAUCCUGCUCAAGAAGAAUCACCAAGAGGAGCUGAUCCUGCUGAAGAAUCAGAUGAGCGGACAGGUCAAUGUGGCCGUGGACGCUUCUCCCUCUCCAGACCUGAACAAGGUUAUGUCAGAGAUUAGGGAACACUACGAGAGUAUGAUCAGCAAGAACAGCAAGGAGCUUGAGGCGUGGUACCAGAACAAGAUCACAUCGGUGGAGCAGGACGUGAUCACUCACACAGAGAUUCUGUCGACAUCGCGCACAGAGAUUAAAGACCUGAAGAGCACCCUCCAGAGGCUUAAGAUUGAACUGCAGUCCAGUCUCAGCAUGAAAGGCUCUCUGGAGGGCACCCUGCAAGAGACGCAGGCGCGUUACGCUGCACAGCUGGCAAACCUCCAGAAUACGGUCACGAGCCUGGAGGCUCAGCUGUCCCAGCUCCACGCCAACAUCGCCAGCAACAAGCAGGAGUACGACAUGCUGCUGGACCUCAAGACUCGGCUGGAGAUGGAGAUUGCGGAGUACAGAAGGUUGCUGGAUGGGGAGGAUGACAGCUCAAAACAAAUUGUCACAAAAACCAUCACAGUGGUGCAAACAGUUGUCGAUGGAAGGGUGGUCGAGAGCAGCAAGACUGUUGGUGUGGAUGUGGAUGAGAUUAAGUGAUGCACUAGAUGGAUUAUUGAAAAUCAAUAAAGAUCAAAAAGUGAAAUUGAA